CGUGGAGCAGAGCUCAGCCUCCCGCCCCCUUCAACGCUUGGGUCUUGGGGGUGACACAAAAAGCUCCCGCUUGGUGCCCAGCGCGCACCGGGCGGAGGGUGUCCGAUCUGGGACGCGGAGGGCGGCGGAGCAGGUGGAAGGCGCCGCCUGAAGCGAAAGAAGGACGGGCCGGGAGCUGGGCUGCGGGAAGGGCCGCCGCCACUCAGCCGGCGCCGCCCCACAACCCGCGGCGGGAGGAGCAGGCGGCACCCGGCCCUCCGCGCGCGUGUGGCAGAGCGCGGCAGGCAGCGCGGACCCCCGGGAUGCUGCCCAGGGUGUUGCUGCCACCGCCAGCAUAGCAGAGCCCGAGCCCGCGGCCGAGAGAGGCUGAACAAAGCUGCGUCCCAAUCGUGCUUCCUGCUUGUCAGCCUCUUGCCUCCCAAAUGCAUAUGGUUCCCACUUGAUGUCAUCACGCAGAAGGGGGUGAAAGGGACGCGUGACAGAUUCAGGUAGACAUGAGGGGAACGAUGACCUGACCUGUCUGCGGAAUCUUACUCUUAGAGGAACAAUGCUCCUGUGGAUAUCCUACAAGUCAGUACAACAUCAAGGAGCAACAGAGUCAGUAUGGAUUCUUCCACCAGCCUGAGAAAUUAUCACAUGUAUGAACAAUAGAUGCCUGUGAGCCUGCUGAUUCUCUAGCAACCUUGAGAAGACUGACUCAGAGUGGUGACCUUUGAGAACCAGCUCUUUGACCUUCCUGUUGGCCCUGCAAGGUUUGGCUCUUGGUCCAUGAUGGAGACACUCUCCCAGGAUUCCCUGUUGGAAUGUCAGAUCUGUUUUAAUUAUUAUAGCCCACGACGAAGGCCCAAGUUGCUGGAUUGCAAGCACACCUGCUGUUCAGUGUGUCUCCAGCAGAUGAGGACCAGCCAGAAGGACGUAAGGUGCCCCUGGUGCCGUGGCAUCACCAAGUUGCCCCCAGGCUUCUCUGUAUCACAGCUGCCUGAUGACCCUGAGGUCCUGGCAGUCAUUGCCAUACCGCACACUUCUGAGCACACCCCAGUCUUUAUCAAACUUCCUAGCAAUGGGUGCUACAUGCUGCCCCUACCCAUCUCUAAGGAGCGUACUCUUCUGCCAGGAGACAUGGGCUGCCGUCUGCUGCCAGGGAACCAGCAGAAGUCCCUCACUGUGGUGACCAUCCCUGCAGAACAGCAGCCCCUGCAGGGUGGAGCUCCCCAAGAGGCCGUGGAGGAGGAGCCUGACAGACGGGGUGUGGUGAAGAGUUCCACGUGGUCUGGUGUGUGCACCGUCAUCCUGGUGGCCUGCGUUUUGGUCUUCCUCUUGGGCAUCGUGCUACACAACAUGUCCUGCAUCUCGAAGCGCUUCACUGUGAUAUCCUGUGGUUGAAGGCUGUCACAGAGAUGCCUUUUGUGGGUGCCAACUUAGGGGGUAAGCAGGUGUUGGCAAGGGGUCCCUGUGAUGGGGGUGACACUGACCAUUUGGUGCAAGCGCUGGCCUCCGAUUGGCCACUUGAUUCACCUGAAGACAAGAGCAGAGGGUGAGGUCUCAGCCAGAUCCCAGGAGAACUGUUUGGAGAUGGUGACAGCUGUGAAGAUGUGUGCAUGUUUCCUCAUAAUUGUGUAUUCAAUGGGCUGUAACUUAUGAUUUUCCAAAGUCGUUUUCCCAAGUUAGGCUUUUCUACUUAGACAAUGAAACUGUACAACUGUACACGUGGGUGCAACGAGCUCUCUCAAUAUGGUAGAUUGUAGGUUAAAACAGAUGCUGUGUGUGCAAGUAGAAUUAAACCUCAAAUCCAUGUUGAAAGAAAAAGAAACUAGUGAAGACACAGAGCUGGUGUGUGUGUGUGU
Molecule: messenger RNA, 1844 nt
Organism: Onychomys torridus (southern grasshopper mouse)
Lineage: Eukaryota; Metazoa; Chordata; Mammalia; Rodentia; Cricetidae
Gene: Rnf152
Product: ring finger protein 152
Exons: 4
Coding region: 769-1383 (204 amino acids)
Biological process (GO): cellular response to amino acid starvation; negative regulation of TORC1 signaling; positive regulation of autophagy
Cellular component (GO): lysosomal membrane; lysosome
Molecular function (GO): ubiquitin protein ligase activity
Source: RefSeq, a predicted model, not a curated record